GCAGACAAAGGAGAAGAGAGAGAGAGGGGGCACUGAUAAGACCAGUCAAACGUUCAGAGCUCUUCUAUGGCCUCUCUACUGCCCUUCUCCAACCUUCAUAUAAGCCAAAGCCAGGCCUGCCAUUUCAAUACACAUUACAUGACUUCUCACCUUUUCCUUCUUAGCCUCUUAGGUUAUUUUUCGCUCUACGAAAGGAUGGCAGCCUUCUCAUAUCAACAUCACCAUCCUCUCCUCCUAGACUCUCCUUUCCUUCCAAACAGUGCCAUCAAAUUGCCUCCCACGCCACACCAAGUUGGAGAGAUGACCAAUGUGUCCGCUGGCUUCCUCUAUUGUAACACACCUGAAGCCAUCAGAGAGGCCUCAGCGACUGAAGCCAGGGCCUUCCAAAGCAGCGGCUCUCUUGACGGUGCUAUAAUACUCCACUCAGGGGAGACCCAGAUGGACUGCUCUUCUUCAGUGUUGGUUGAAACCCAUGGUGGUGAUUCUGGUGAAAGGGCCACAACACUACAAGGCUCGACGGAGAAGAAGAGAAAGAGCAGACAUGGCGCAAGCUUGAGCUCGUUUCGGUCAAAGGAUACGAAGGAAAGCAAGAGCAGGAAGCACAAGUCCAAAGAAGGUGAGAAACCCAAAGCCGAUGAGGUGAAAGAGAGGAAACCAUGUGAUGAUCCUCCAACAGGCUACAUUCAUGUUAGAGCAAGGAGAGGUCAGGCAACAGACAGUCACAGCCUUGCUGAAAGGGUGAGAAGAGAGAAGAUAAGUCAGAGGAUGAAGCUGCUGCAAAGCCUGGUCCCUGGUUGCGACAAGAUCUCAGGAAAGGCCCUCAUAUUCGAUGAGAUCAUCAACUAUGUACUAUCCUUACAGAAUCAAGUUGAGUUCCUCUCCAUGAAGCUUGCUUUUUUGAGCCCCACAAUGCAUGACCUUGGUGUGGAUCUUAAUGGACAUAUGGAUCAGCAACAGAGAAUAGGGAGCAUGGCACGGGACUCGGUGCCAACGCCAUUUGUACCACAAAGAAAUCACAUUCAACCGGUAGCUUUCGGAGGGGACAUCACCAAAGACUACCCCAUGAUGGACCCAUCGCCUUUUCUACUGCAUCAGCAAGGGCCCCAGGCCUUCUCCCAGGACAAUAGUAGCGUUCUGAUGCAAGUGGGUGACCAAAGACAAGGGUUUCUCAAUCCAAUGAUGUUCAAUAACAUGUGCUCUUUCCAGUAGAGAGAGAAAGAGAAAGAGAAUGGCCUCAGAAACAUGAGUCAACUAGGAGAACCUUGAGGGAGAAGAGGAAGGCCAAACGCAGGACCAUACCAGCUGCGCCUUAUCUAGCUCAAGCUCAGAUAAACUUGGUCCCAUGCAUGUAAAAGGCCCAGUCAUGGUGAUGUUAGACUUGCAAAGGUAUGGGAUGUGAUAAAUAAUGCUUAAUUUAUUGCUAUCAGCUACCCUCUUUGUCAUCUAGAGAGAGAGGAGCAGAGCGAGGAACCGUGCUGUACAAUGGGAGACUGAUAUGACUAGCCAAUGCAGAUGUGAUAUCUUUCCUUA
Molecule: messenger RNA, 1530 nt
Organism: Phoenix dactylifera (date palm)
Lineage: Eukaryota; Viridiplantae; Streptophyta; Magnoliopsida; Arecales; Arecaceae
Product: transcription factor BC1-like
Biological process (GO): regulation of DNA-templated transcription
Cellular component (GO): nucleus
Molecular function (GO): DNA-binding transcription factor activity; protein dimerization activity
Source: RefSeq, a predicted model, not a curated record